Prionailurus viverrinus (fishing cat) is the source of this 1074-nucleotide messenger RNA. RefSeq names its product H6 family homeobox 3 (gene HMX3). Lineage: Eukaryota; Metazoa; Chordata; Mammalia; Carnivora; Felidae. Gene Ontology annotation, biological process: regulation of transcription by RNA polymerase II. The coding region runs from base 1 to 1074 and encodes 357 amino acids. Gene Ontology annotation, molecular function: DNA-binding transcription factor activity, RNA polymerase II-specific; RNA polymerase II transcription regulatory region sequence-specific DNA binding. The transcript has 2 exons. Gene Ontology annotation, cellular component: nucleus. The record is from RefSeq and is a predicted model, not a curated record.
AUGCCGGAGCCCGGGCCGGACGCCCCUGGCACGGCUAGCGCGCAGCCCCCGCCGCCGCCGCCCCCACCUCCCGCGCCCAAGGAGUCCCCGUUCUCCAUCAAGAACCUGCUCAACGGAGACCACCACCGGCCACCCCCUAAGCCGCAGCCGCCCCCACGGACGCUCUUCGCGCCGGCCUCCGCCGCCGCCGCCGCGGCCGCGGCCGCCGCCGCUGCGGCCAAGGGGGCUCUGGAGGGCGCCGCGGGCUUCGCGCUCUCGCAGGUGGGCGACCUGGCUUUCCCCCGCUUUGAGAUCCCGGCGCAGAGGUUUGCCCUGCCCGCGCACUACCUGGAGCGCUCCCCGGCCUGGUGGUACCCCUACACCCUGACCCCCGCCGGCGGCCACCUCUCGAGACCUGAAGCUUCGGAGAAGGCCCUCCUGCGAGACUCCUCCCCCGCCUCGGGAACCGAUCGCGACUCCCCGGAGCCACUGCUCAAGGCCGACCCCGACCACAAGGAGCUAGACUCCAAGAGCCCGGACGAGAUCAUUUUGGAGGAGAGCGACUCGGAGGAAGGCAAGAAGGAAGGCGAGGCCGCUCCGGGAGCGGCCGGGGCGAGCGUGGGGGCGGCGGCAGCGACGCCGGGCGCGGAGGACUGGAAGAAGGGCGCCGAGAGCCCCGAGAAGAAGCCCGCGUGCCGCAAAAAGAAGACGCGCACGGUCUUCUCGCGCAGCCAGGUCUUCCAGCUCGAGUCCACCUUCGACAUGAAGCGCUACCUGAGCAGCUCGGAGCGCGCCGGCCUGGCCGCGUCGCUGCACCUCACCGAGACGCAGGUCAAGAUCUGGUUCCAGAACCGCCGCAACAAGUGGAAGCGGCAGCUGGCGGCCGAGCUGGAGGCGGCCAACCUGAGCCACGCGGCGGCGCAGCGCAUCGUGCGGGUGCCCAUCCUCUACCACGAGAACUCGGCGGCCGACGGCGCGGCGGCCGCGGCCGCGGGGGCCCCGGUGCCCGUCAGCCAGCCGCUGCUCACCUUCCCGCACCCGGUAUACUACUCGCACCCGGUGGUCUCGUCCGUGCCGCUGCUGAGGCCAGUCUGA